AUGAAGCUGCUGCGCAAACACGGGGGGUCGCUGGACGAAGAGAAGCUGUUCGAAAACGUGAGCAAAGAUGACUCGGGCAUGAUAAAGAAAUUCACGUUGGGUGUGUGUGCCAUGGAAAGUAAGGUAGAAAGCGCACCGAUGGAGUGUAUUUUAAAAAGGCUAGCCAAAAGUGGGGAUUUCAACAUAAUAAAAUUUAAAGGGGAUAUGAUCUUAAACCACGAUAUAGACUCAUGGCCGAUAGUAGAUUGUCUGAUAGCGUUUUACUCCACAGGGUUUCCUCUAAAGAAAGCCAUCGAGUAUGUUAAGAAAUACAAGCCAAUCACCCUAAACAAUUUAAGUAGGCAAUUAAUCCUAAGGUCGAGGUUACAAAUUUAUGAAGAGUUAAAAAAAUGGAAAGUUCCCCAUGCGAAUUACGUCGUCGUGGAUCACGAUGCUGUGAAGAGAGGAGAACAUGCAUUCGAGGAAUACUACGACUACAUCGUAUACAACAACAUUAGACUGAAUAAACCUUUUAUAGAGAAACCCAUAAAUGCAGAUAAUCACAACAACUGGAUUUAUUACCCUAAGAACACUGGUGGGGGAUGUAAAAAGCUCUUUAGAAAAGUCAAAGACAGGAGUAGUGAAUACUGUCCCGAUGUGCAUAAAGUUAGGAACAACGGUACGUAUAUCUAUGAAGAAUUCCUUUCCACCUUCGGGACAGAUGUAAAAGUGUAUACAGUUGGACAGAUGUUUGCUCAUGCAGAAGCUAGGAAAUCUCCUGCAUUGGAUGGAAAGGUGUGUAGAACAUCCGACGGGAAGGAAGUUAGAUAUGCCGUUAUUCUCUCUGAAGCAGAGAAAAUUAUUGCGUAUCGAAUCGUGGAGGCAUUUCAGCAAACCGUUUGUGGGUUCGACAUUUUAAGAACAACCAUGGGACCCUUCGUCUGUGAUGUCAACGGAUGGUCUUUCGUAAAAGGAAACAUAAAAUACUACAACGACUGUGCACAUAUUUUGAGGGCCAUGUUUCUAGCCAAACUGGAAGAAAAGUACAAUAUCAUUCCUAGAGAUCUGGCAGACAACUGGUACAACAUUGAAAACGAAGAAGAGGUGUUAAGGAAAACGUUUAGACAACCAGAUGACCUGCAUUGUUCUCACCACGAGGAAUUAUGUUCCGUCAUUAUUGUUAUGCGUCAUGGGGAUAGGAAGCCAAAACAAAAGAUGAAGUUCCUCACUGAUCGUCCUCUCCUUUUGGACUACUUCAAUUGCGAGGAAAAUCUUUACAACGUAAUUGAAAAGAAGCUCUCUCCAGACGAUCAGACGAAGCCUACUCACAUCGAUCUAAACAAUGCAAAUAAUAACUCACCUGUUAGUUGUGUCCCCUCCGAUCGGGUGGACUCCUCCAUGUUUCAAUACGACGCUGCUACGAAGGCAUCCCCAACGCAUAGUAAAAUAUCCUUCAUUUCGCAGAAAAGCGGCCAGGUGGUGAGCGCCUCUGGUAAGGAGGCCAACCCGAACGAUGUUACAACCGCUGUAAAUGCUGCGAAUUCUGCCAAUGCUACGAAUGCUACGAAUGCUAUGAACACCCUACCUGCAGACGAAGAGGAACGCCGUGACAGCCUCUACAAGGAGUACACCAAGAAGGAAAUUAAAUUCAAGUCGCCCGAGGAACUGCAGGAUCUCUUCCUCCGGAACAAUAUCAUCCUGGGCGACAUCGAGAAGGAGUACAAGGCGCUCAAGGCGGAGGCCGAGGUGAGGAGGGCCCAGCAGAACACGAUAACUGAUCCCGUUGGAAGAACCGAUGUGGAGGCUUCUCUUAAGGGUGACGCAAUUACCCCGAAGGUCGACGCAAUUACCCCGAAGGUCGAUGCAAUUACCCCGAAGGUCGAUGCAAUUACCCCGAAGGUCGACGCAAUUACCCCGAAGGCCGACGUGACAGUGGGGCGACCCCACGCCGCGAUGACGCAGGAGGAGCUGGAGGCAAAGCUGAGCGAAUGCCAAAUUACCAUUGAAAACCACAAGACGCUGCAGAAGGUGCUCGAACGGGGAGAUGGAUUCACAGGAAUAAAUAGAAAGAUACAACUAAAACCAGUGGAGUUCAUCGUACUGAAUGAUAAGAUUGUUGUUACGAAAAUUCUGACGGUGGCAAAGUGGGGAGGAGAACUAACACGGAUGGGAAGGAGGCAGUCCGAAAAUCUGGGAAAAAGAUUCAGAGCGACACUCUACCCAGGUGACUCAGACGGAUUGCUCCGAUUACACUCAACCUUCAGACAUGACUUCAAAAUAUUUACUUCCGACGAAGGAAGGUGCCAGAUAACGUCUGCCGCGUUUACGAAGGGGUUUCUAGACCUCGAUGGGGAACUAACCCCGAUCCUAGUUGCCAUGGUGAUUAGGAAUUCCAAAGCGCACAGUCUGCUAGAUGAUAACCGACCCAGCUUGAAUAGAACCCAAUGUAAACAAUACAUAGACAACCUCCUAAAUGAGGACAAGGAUAUAGAUGAGGACCUGUUGAAAAAACUUACCACUGGAAAACAUGCCAGAGGGUUACGCGAGUCGUUAAGAAAAAUUUCCAACUUUUUCCAACUGAUGGAAAAAAUAAGAAAAACCAUCUACGAUUUUUUAAAGGGACUAAACCAGGAAGUACAAAAGUGGCUAAACCUCUUCCCCUACGAUGAGUACGCUCUAUAUGUAAUAGAUAUUCUACACGAGAUACAAGUCCGGUGGAAAUCGCUCACCAAAAUGUGGUUCAGAAAAAAUAAAAACAAUUACGAUACGUCUAAAAUACCAGACAUUGUAGACAACAUAAGGUUUGACCUGAUUCAUCACCAUUCCUAUCUCGGUUGUGGAUUAGAUAAGGCCUUCGAAAUUUACAACCAAAUAGAACCGCUGGCCAAUUUUAUUUCCCAAGCGGAAUAUGGAAUCACUCCAGAGGAAAAAGUGAAAAUCGGUGUUAACAUUGUUGGAAAAUUACUUCGUAAAUUGAUACAUGACGUUACCUUCUACAGAGAUGAAGAGGUACGCAACAAAAGAAACAACAAGGGGUACUUUGACUUAAAAAAUGCCCUCAAUAUAUCCUACAUUAAUUCGUUUAAUCCAUCCAAGGGGGACAAAACGACCAUACCAACAAGCGAAAAGAACCCACAACAACAGGUUCUGGAAAAUGCCAAAGUAGAUGCACAACACGCAAACUGGCUAGAUAAGGAGAUGCAAAAAGACACGCCCAAAUUGUUCAGCAUGUGUAAGUAUGACUCCAGACAAAUUUUCAUCGACAAUCGUGCUCAAAAAAAUGGGGAGCAGCUCGUCGCCACGACAAUUACGACUGAUCCGUGUGCCACCAAAUCUGGGGCGUCAGUGUGCAAUGAGUCCGACUCGAGUUCGGUGGCAGCGAAUUCGACAACGGCGGUUUACUCUAGUGGUGUUCACCCUAGUGUCACUCACCCUGGUGCCGCUCACCCUAGUGAGGCUUUCCCCAGCGCGCCAUUAUCCUGCGUCACAUCCUCCUGUGAAAUGCCCCCUCUGAACGAACCGCAGGGGAAGAAGUCCAUUUACAGAGAACUCAACCGGAAGGGUGGAAAACUUGGAAGGGAUGCCCAAGCUGGAGUUUCCCCCAUGGAGGGAAGUUCACCCGAAGUGGUUAAAAAUCGAACAGUCACGGAGCCGAAUACAGAUGUGGAAUCCAAAACAGAUGUAGAGUCUACAACAGGCGUGGAGACAAACGGGCAGGAUAAUCGUGCGGGCGGCCCCACUGGAUUGAAUGGCAGUGGCCUCCUGGACCGCUCCAAGCGCAGCAAGGGGGAGAGGCCAGAGGAAGGCGACAUCCGCACGUCGGACAGGAGCCCCACGGAAGUUGCCUCUGCGUCUGCAUCUACGUCGGGUGAUGCACAGGUUGGUUCGACCCACCAUGUUGGUAGUAAUGUCAGCAGCAAUGUCGUUGGCAUGGUUGACACCCCAGCUGGUAUUAGCCCACACGAGAGAAACCCCUUCAAGGCAACCGGGGGAGGCGUCACCUACAACGUGAACGCGAAGGACCUCUACGCGCCAAAGCUGAUCAACAAGAAGGAGGCCCUGGUGAUCAACUCGUCUGAUCUCUGGGCUCACCAGAAUAAAUACAGAAAAGAAAACAAUGAAAAACAAAAAAUGAAAAAAAUAAAAAACGCAAAGGACAGUGAACUGAAUUUGAAAAGAGAGGACCACCUAGAAGUAGCGAGUGAUUAUAGGGGAAUAGAAAAAAAGGGAAGUAGGAAUAGCUGGAUGAGAGGUGCAGGAGGAAUUAGUGGAAGUGGAAGCGACACGGCUGCGAAGGAGUUACGUGGGAAAGUAACCACCAGGUGGGAUCUACACAAGGGUGAAGAGGAUACAUUGCGAAGUGGCCAUGAAUUUACAAACCAGGGGGAAAAAGAAGGAAUGACAAACGAGCGGGGAAGUAGCAAUACUGUGCAGAGGAAGGCAGAGGAGAAAACGGAUCAGGAGUACCAAACGGAGGAGACAGAUGGACAGGUGGAAAGCAUCCUAGAGGGGAAGAAGGAAAAGAAAAAGGAAAAGGAAGAAGAAGAAGUAGCAGAAGAAAACGAUAACGAUGAGGAGGGUGAGGAAGAACAAGACCAUGAUGACGACGAAGAUAUAAUUAGACUAAAAGAAACUGACGCAAGGAGGUUAGGAAUUCGGUCUCCUUGGAGGAUGGUUAGGUCUAGAUACUACGUCACUUCAGCUUCGCAUAUGAUCUCUCUUUUAAGUAUUCUGAUCCAUGCGAAAAAUAUAGACAGCUCAACUGGCCAAAAUAUAAUAGACAAUGAUUCCAUUAAAAGUGUAGGAGAUGUUACAGACUUGCAUUACUUAUCACAUCUAGUUUUUAGAGUCUGGGAGAGAAAACAGCUAAAACGAAAUGACAGCAACAGGUUUAGAAUCGAAAUAUUGUUCAGUUCUGGGGCAAAAGAUGGGUUCGGACAGAACUAUGAACUGCUAGAAAAAGACGCUAAAGCGCAGCAGCAAAAGUAUGAGAGACACUUUAGCAAAUACGUCGAUGACAGCAAGAGGGGCACAGGCGGGGGGGAGGUGAACCCGUCCAAUCAGGUAAGCCGUGCAAACUCUGUUGUGAGCAAGGGGGAGAAGAAGCCAUCAGGGGAAAGGCCACCCGGGGAAACAUCCCCCAUGGAGAAGCCUACCACAGCGAAGAAUGAUCAUGUUGCAUCCGCGUCGAACAAGGUGGAGUCGAAUAACUCCCUCUCACAGGUCACACCCCAGGGGAAGGAAGACAAAGGGAAGCUAAAUCCGGGUAAUGCAUUUCAAUUCGGGGACAACGUGGAGGGGAAGGCAGCAGGUUUGGGCGCGUCCAAGCCGAAUUUGCAAUGCGACGUGGCCAACACGGAAAAGAAAGGCGAAAAUAGCAUCGACGGUGAAAAGGGAAACCUCAGCAGGAAUAACUGCGAAAGGGCCAACAUGGGAAGAAGCAACUCUGCGCUUAGAAAUGACACUUCCCUAAGAAAGGAUAUUUUUCUCCGAAAAGACACUUCGCCUAGGAAGGACGCCGUGCGGAGGAAUGGACUGUGGAGCCAAUUCUCAUCCAGCUCAGCAAACCUGUUCCGAAGAACAGAGGAAGGAGAAGAAGAUGACGCAAAGUUCCACCAUGGGGUUUACAAAAGAGAUAUGUCCUUCCAAUUUGGAGGAGUCCACGAAAAACUUAGUUCAAUCAACAAAAACACCACCAGAACGGGAAGCUACAUGGUCAGAUCCAUCAGCUCCAAUUUAAGGAAAAAAAAAUACAAACAAAAAGAUGGCUUAAACGUAGAAUACGAAAAAAAAAAAAAAGAAGACAUCACAAAGGAAAAUUUAUUAACGUAUGAACAUGAGGGUACCAUUGAUAUGGCUACACAAGAAGGUAAUCACAAAAUACAUCGAAGCGUUUCUUGCGUCAGUGAUAGGUCCUUCUAUGUAAACCCAAUGCAGGUCGAGUUGGAAGGAGAUGCUAAUUCGAGCAAAAAUUUUAAUGGAAGAAGGAACAACUUUCUCGAAAAUGAAUCCGGAAGGACCACUUUCCAGCACAGCCUUCAACACAAAAUAGAGCGCCCAUUCCAACACAAGAACGAACGACCUUUCCAGCAGAAAAGUGACCACCCGUUCGAGAAGAGCAGUGAGCAUGACCAGAAGGAUAGUAAAAAAGCGAAUGUAUUUUCCCACGUAUUCCAACAUUUUAAUGAGAAUAAAAAAAACUCCACGUCCAAUUUGAAGUUCUUUUACAAAACAUACAUGCCGGAUUAUGAGAAGAUUAUAGAGAAUGACAAGAAGGCCGAAACAUUUGACGUCCCUCCCUACUGUGAGUUGGCUCCCCUCAUUGUCUUGACAAAGAAUUGCCAGCUGUCCACCUUCGAGAAUAUCCUCACGCAGAUUCUGAAUAAGUACUCCAAAAGCGGGAAGGGCAAGGACAAGGGGUACAAGGCGGGGCCCAAGCAACCUUGA
Molecule: messenger RNA, 6426 nt
Organism: Plasmodium coatneyi
Lineage: Eukaryota; Apicomplexa; Aconoidasida; Haemosporida; Plasmodiidae
Product: Acid phosphatase
Exons: 1
Coding region: 1-6426 (2141 amino acids)
Biological process (GO): inositol metabolic process; inositol phosphate biosynthetic process
Molecular function (GO): inositol hexakisphosphate kinase activity; diphosphoinositol pentakisphosphate kinase activity; 5-diphosphoinositol pentakisphosphate 1-kinase activity
Source: RefSeq, a predicted model, not a curated record